AUGGGCCGUUUGACCGUUUUCAAUCGAAAACGAAAACCCAGCCAUGGCACUGACGACACGUCCAGCACCCCCCCAGCCAGCAGUGAUGAACCCAAAACAGUCCCUGCAACGGCAACGCCUUUGAAUGAUGCGGAGAAAAUCCAACCGGUCAGCGAAACAGCCGCCAUCGAGCAAGAAACAGAACAAGAUCCAGAGGUCGCAGCACUUCCCCUCGAGGUCCGCCAACUGGUCAGCCUCACAGACGAUCCUACUCUGCCCACCAUCACCUUUCGCUAUUUUCUCCUCUCCGUCCUGUUUGUUGUCCCUGGAGCUUUCUUGUCGCAGAUGAGCCAUUACCGUACAACGCAAGCUCCAUAUUCUGUCUUCUUUGUGCAGAUUGCCUGUCACUAUGUGGGCAACUUUCUCGCCCGGUGGCUCCCUGCCUGGACAAUCCGCAUCCCACUGACGAAAUGGGCAUUCAGUCUCAAUCCCGCACCCUGGAGUAUCAAGGAACAUGUGCUCGUCACCUUGACAGCCGCGUCCGGAGCUUCCUACAAUCUGGGCUACACUCCCAUCUCUCUGGCUGAAUUGUUCUAUGGAGAAAAAGUGAACCCUGCCGUGGCGAUCUUCUUCAUGUUUGCGAUUGUCUGGAUUGGAUAUGCCUUUGCUGCAAUUGCACGGCAGAUCUUACUGUACGAUCCUGCUUUCAUCUGGCCUCAGGCACUGAUGCAAACCACCCUGUUUGAGACAUUCCGGAAGCAAGACACCUCUUCCCCAUUAGCCAAACGUCAGAUGAAGAUAUUUUUCUUUUCCCUCCUGGGAAUGACCCUCUGGCAGUUCCUCCCCGAGUAUGUCUUCCCGUUCACCUCGUCGCUUGCCUUUCUCUGCUGGGUUGCGCCCCGUAACCCCGUCGCCAACUUUAUUGGCUCCGGUCUGGGUGGAAUGGGCUUCUUGAACCUCUCCUUGGACUGGUCUAAUAUCAACUGGAACGGCUCAUCGAUUCUGCUUACUCCCUGGUGGACGCAGGUGGUGUUGUUCUCGGCAUUUGCGUUCAACUGCUGGGUUCUGAUCCCAGCGGCAAAAUGGGGAAACCUGGGCUCAUACAAGCAUGGACUAAUGUCAAAUUCCCUCCUCACGGCCAAUGGCACCAAAUAUCCCACCCUGGAUCUGCUGACAUCUGACUUUCGCCUGAACCAAACGGCCUAUGAAGAAAUCGGUCCCAUGUACAUGGGGCUUCAGAAUGUCUGGGCGACAUUCUUCAGCUACGCCAAGGUCACGGCAUCGGUGGCAUGGAUCGCCACGUUUGGCUACUCCCAAGUCAAAAGAAACAUACUCAAGAUGCUCGGGUCCCGGGAUAAAGCAUCCCAGACCAAAGGCGAAGGCAUCAAUCACCAGUACCACGACCGCCUCAACGUCCUCCAGCGAUCCUACAAGGAAGUCCCGCUCUGGUGGUACCUGGCGCUCUUCAUGGCCGGCUUCAUUAUCCUCCUCGUCUCCAUCGCUUGCGGCCACCUCUGGAUCCCCAUCUGGACCCUCUUCGUCGCCCUCGGCAGCGCCGCCGCCCUCGUCCUCCCCUUCGCCUUCCUCUACGCCAUCUCCAACUACCAGCUCGCCGUCGGCUCCUUCAACGAGCUCAUCUACGGCUACAUGGUGCACACCAAAGCCGGCGAAAGCCACCGGCACCCCUGCGGACCCUCCACCUACGGCUCCAUCGCCGGCGACGCCUGGUACCGCGCGCAGUACAUGCUCCAGGACCAGAAAAUCGGGCACUACAUGCACAUCCCCCCGCGCGCCGUCUUCUUCUCGCAGGUCUUCGGCACCGUCCUCGGCAUCCCCAUAAACUACGCCGUCAUGCGCUGGGUCCUGUCCACCAAGCGCGACGUCCUCACCGGCGCCAAGCCCGACCCGCUGCACCAGUGGACCGGCCAGUCGCUCAUCUCCUCGAAUACCCUCGGCGUGCAGUACGCCGUCAUCGGGCCAGCCGAGCUCUUCAAGAAAAGCGAGAUGAGCCCGCUCCCCUGGUCGUUUCUGCUGGGUGCGCUGCUCCCGCCGGUGCUGUACGGCCUGCAUCGACUCCUCCCGCGCUGGCGCAUCGAUCUCUGGAACGUGAGUAUCUUCUUCUCUGGGCUGGCGGUGUUCUACGGGAAUUUGAGUACGGGGUACACGUCUGCGAUUAUCGGGGGGUAUGUGGUGAUGUACUGGGCGUAUCGGAAGCGGUUCGAGGUGUGGAAGCGGUACAGUUAUAUGAUUGCGGCGGCGUUCGAUGCCGGGUUUAACCUGAACAUGCUGUUGAUUUUCUUGUUCUUUGGGUCGGGGAGGCAGAUCUCCAUGCCGCAUUGGUGGGGGAAUAAUCCGGAUUCGGUGGAGAGGUGUUUUGCUUUGGAUUGA
Molecule: messenger RNA, 2367 nt
Organism: Aspergillus lentulus
Lineage: Eukaryota; Fungi; Ascomycota; Eurotiomycetes; Eurotiales; Aspergillaceae
Product: OPT family oligopeptide transporter
Biological process (GO): transmembrane transport
Molecular function (GO): oligopeptide transmembrane transporter activity
Source: RefSeq, a predicted model, not a curated record